Messenger RNA from Lathyrus oleraceus (garden pea), 609 nucleotides. RefSeq lists its product as uncharacterized. The record is from RefSeq and is a predicted model, not a curated record. Lineage: Eukaryota; Viridiplantae; Streptophyta; Magnoliopsida; Fabales; Fabaceae. Gene Ontology annotation, molecular function: nucleic acid binding; zinc ion binding. The coding region runs from base 1 to 609 and encodes 202 amino acids. The transcript has 2 exons.
AUGGAUUGCUCUGAAGCACAGAAGUUACGGUUUAGUAUGCAUAUGUUAGUUGAGGAAUCUGAUGAAUGGUGGAUCAACACUCGUCAGGUGUUGGAUGUUGCAGCUGAAGUUAUAACUUGGGUUGUGUUCCGUAGGGAAUUUCUGAGAAAUUACUUUCUUGAGGAUGUUCGUGGGAAAAAGGAGAUUGAGUUUUUGGAGCUGAAGCAUGGUAACUUGUUGAUUAUUGAGAGUAUGUUUCCAAAUUUGUGGAACUUGCUAAGUUCUACCCUCAUUACAGUGGGUCUACUGUUGAGUUCUCGAAAUGUAUCAAAUUCGAGAAUGGAUGAUAGUAAGGCUUGGUCGACUCACUACAAGGGGUUGAGCGAGAGAAGAGGAAAUCAGAAUCUGAACUGUGGGAAGCCAUAUAGUGCUCCAGCUGAUAAAGGUAAACAAAGAGCUGCUGAUAGUAAGAGGCCAAGUGGAGGAGGUGCUCUUACUCCUCUUAAGUGCUAUAGGUGUGGUGAGUUGGAUCAUCGUGUCAGUGAAUGCAAGAGUGAUGUGAAUAAGUGUUACAAGUGUGGGAAGUCAGGAUACCUGGUUGCUGAUUUCAAAGAGAAUGUGGUGACUUGA